ACGCACAAUGUGCAGUCGGUGAUGCUGAGUGCAGAGCCUUCCUGAUCAGAAGUUGGCAAUGUUGCCAUUUCAGUGGUUCCGAGACGGUGGGUCGUCUCCAGGGCGUCAUGGGCAACCAGGUCCCGUUUGAACGCUGCGGGACGUAUUGCCAAGCGUGCCAACCAGCGGCAGAUGGGUCGCUUCCGUGUUCCAGCGGGUAUGUUGGUUCCGAAGAGUUCGUGGAAACCAGAGAGGUGAAACAGAUGCAUGCUUGGACAUCCCCAGCUGGAACGCCGCGAGGUGGGGAGCGGCCAGCCACAGGUUUUGCGCGCAUGGGCACGACCAAUUUGGUACAAACUCCGAGCCAAGCCGCGAUUGGUACGCCGCAACAAGUAGGAGUGUUGGAAGGCUUGCUUGGCAGGCUUACUGGUUUAGAGGAGAAGACAGUGCAACACUCCGAUGGAUCCACCUACACUGGAUGCUUGCGGAAUGGGCUUCGCCAUGGACCAGGGGUUUUCCGCAACCAAACAGAGAUCUACGAGGGUGAGUGGCAAGAUGAUGUGCAGCAUGGCUCUGGCAAACAGAUGUGGAAUGACGGGUGGCAAGGAGGAGCCGGAAGGAGGAGGAGAGGAGCUCUGAUAAAUCCAACAGCCUUCAGCCUUCACCUGGAAAGGCGCCUCUAUGAAGGGCAGUACGCCAAAGGCCAUUUUUCGGGCAAAGGGAAGAUGGUGUGGAAGACCCCGAAAGGUGACAUGUGUUAUGAAGGUGAAUAUCUGGAGGAUUUGAAGCAUGGCAUGGGCAAGUUCACAUGGCCAGAUGGAAGGUGCUAUGACGGCGAGUGGCUGCGGGGCAAGCGCCACGGCCGUGGAGCAUAUACAACAGCCAGAGGCGACUACAGGAUCGGAUGCUGGUCUGAAGACAGGUUCGUCCGUUGGGAGAACAAUGGCUGUGAGCAGGACAGUGUCAACCGGAUGCUUCGGUGACACUAGCUGUUGAGGGGCUCAGUUGAAAAGCGGCCGAGCCCCUCGCCCCAGAGAAGAGCUGCACGUUUGUCAUUGCCCCCACCCCACCCCACCUC
This is a messenger RNA of Durusdinium trenchii, 1057 nucleotides long. Lineage: Eukaryota; Dinophyceae; Suessiales; Symbiodiniaceae. The record is from the annotation of a GenBank genome assembly.